Molecule: messenger RNA, 942 nt
Organism: Meriones unguiculatus (Mongolian gerbil)
Lineage: Eukaryota; Metazoa; Chordata; Mammalia; Rodentia; Muridae
Gene: Chct1
Product: CHD1 helical C-terminal domain containing 1
Exons: 6
Coding region: 81-791 (236 amino acids)
Source: RefSeq, a predicted model, not a curated record
AGGUCACAGAAGCAGUAGGUUAGAAGCCUGUGGAGGACCUGAGGAGUGCUAUCCUGGAGUCUGCCAGCCCAGCUGUUGAGAUGGAAGCCAGAGAUGGGCAAGGGGGUGAAGGAGACAAGCCACUAGAGAAGGUGGGGAGCGUUCCCUGCUUAGAGAGGAGCUCCAGCACCGUACCUGCCGGAGACGCUCUGGUCCGUCAUGCCAAGGGCCUGAGUCAGGACACCUUCAAAAUUUGUAAAGAAUACCUGAGGCCCCUGAAGAAGUUCCUGCGCAAGUUGAACCUGCCCAAGGACCUUCCGCAGAAGAAGCGGGUAAAGCGCAUGAAGCAGAGCCUGGAGGCCCUCGGGGACCACAUCAACACCUUUCUGCAGCACUACUGCCGAGCCUGGGAGAUGAAGCACUGGAAGAAGAUGCUCUGGCGAUUUGUGUCCCUCUUCUCAGAACUGGAAGCCAAGCAGCUUCGCCGGCUCUACAAGUAUACCAAAACCAACCAGACGGCCAAGUUCCUGGUCACACUCUGCCCGUUGGAUGCGCCAGAGAGAUCGUUGCUCGCCAGCCAGGAGGACAGUCUUCCCCGGCUCUGCAGUGCCUGGGGGUUGCAUGGAAAUAUCAGCGGCAUGAAGGAGAGGCUGUCGAAGAUGCAGGCCCCCGGCGAAGCCGUCAUCCUGCUGGAGGAACCCCGCUCCUCGCACCACUCCAGAGGAGAUUCUUUGAAGAAAUUUCCUCAAACACCAAAACUGAAGAAAAAGAGGAUUAAGGAAAGCCCAGAAACUCCCAAGAGCUACCCAUGAGAAGCCCCAUAGGGAUGGAUGCGGUUCUCCCUGGUGCCCUGAGCUCUUGCAUGUACGCUCUGGGAAGGAGGGGGUUGAAGUGGGUAAAGAAAGUUUACUUUAUGAAAGGGAUGCUUAAUUUUAAAUUAUAAAUAAAUGGGUUGGGAAAUAA